This is a messenger RNA of Babesia microti strain RI, 1356 nucleotides long. RefSeq names its product exonuclease 1. NCBI's taxonomy places the organism in Eukaryota, Apicomplexa, Aconoidasida, Piroplasmida, Babesiidae. Gene Ontology annotation, molecular function: metal ion binding; 5'-flap endonuclease activity. The transcript has 3 exons. The record is from RefSeq and is a predicted model, not a curated record. The coding region runs from base 1 to 1356 and encodes 451 amino acids.
AUGUCGUGUCAUGUAGAUUUGUGUUGUGUGGUGUGUGGAUUAAUUGUGGAGAUGGGUAUAAACAAGUUGCUCCCGUUUCUAAAACCUUUGUCCAAAAGAGUUCACAUUAAAGGCUACUCCUCAUGUGUCGCUGCAAUUGAUGCAAUGUGUUGGAUUCACCGCGCGCUCGUAGCAUCUGCCUCCAAACAUUUGAUUGGUGAAGACUCUAUCGCAUAUCUCAAGUUCAUUUUAUCCAUGCUCAAUCUCUUAAUUUUACAUGGCAUAACUCCAAUUAUGGUAUUCGACGGCAAGGAAUUGCCAGCCAAGGAACAAGAAAAUAAUAAACGUAGGGAACGAAGGCAACAAGCCAAAGAGGAGGCACUCAGAAUGUAUAAAUCUGGCAAGUAUGAUAAGGGUGAGUUUUAUCGUAAGUGUAUACAAGCGAUUACUGUGACUGAUGAGAUAAUUGACAGAGUAAUUGCUACAUGUAAACACUUAAAUGUGCAAGUGAUAAUCGCACCUUUUGAGGCGGAUCCUCAACUCGCUUAUUUAUGCCGCACUGGUGUUGCCAAUAUUGCUGUAUCGGAAGAUUCCGAUCUGCUGGUGUAUGGGUGUCCUAGGGUCUUAUACAAGCUGGGGAAGGAUGGAUAUGCUGAGGAGGUGAACAUAGUCACGAUUUGUCACCUGCCAAGGCAAAUCUCGCCUAGUUAUCCCAGAGGUCCUAAACCCUCAGGCAACAUAGCUAUGCUAAAGGACUUUACCCCUGAAAUGUUUGCUACAAUGUGCAUUCUUUCUGGAUCUGACUACGAUAACAACGCCCACAUCCAUGGUAUGGGCAUUGUUAUGGCAUAUAAAAUUGUCUCUAAGUACAAGAGUAUCGAUGCUAUCAUGGAAUUUCUAGAAACAGACUCUAACUGGAAAGACAAGCUACCACAGCACUUAUCUAUUGAACAAUUGACAGCUAAAUAUCGCACAGCAUUAUGUAUUUUUAUGCACCACUGGGUUUAUGACCCAGAACAAAAACUAAUAUGUAAUAUUUCCGAGAGCAGGCAAAUAGACACACAAUUUACCAGCAGUGAGAUGCAAAAUAUAGGAGACAGUGACCAAGGAUCUGACGUGAUUCAAGUAGCUACAGGUGUAAUCAACUCCAAAAACAAAUGCCCAAGGAAUCUAACGCUUAGAGAUGAUGAAAAACAAAUCAUUGAUUCAGCUAUGGGUGACCCCACUAAAGACAAUUCCAAUGCUAAGAGUAGCAAAGAUAAGGGUAAAGAGGGUGAGAACGGUGAUAAGGGGCCAUCAAGAAAGAGGAUUGGUAUAAAAAAUCUAUUUAAGAGUGUGGAAAGUCACAAAGUCAAGAAGAACAAAACUAACAAAUAG